Molecule: messenger RNA, 933 nt
Organism: Ogataea angusta
Lineage: Eukaryota; Fungi; Ascomycota; Pichiomycetes; Pichiales; Pichiaceae
Exons: 1
Coding region: 1-933 (310 amino acids)
Molecular function (GO): RNA binding
Source: RefSeq, a predicted model, not a curated record
AUGUCGCAAUACAUUGGAAAGACUAUCUCCCUGAUUUCUCAAGCAGAUAUAAGAUAUGUUGGAAUUCUUGAGAGUAUUGAUGGCACGAAGGGUACCAUUGCCUUGAAAAGUGUGAGGGUUUUUGGAACCGAAGGUAGAAUCCUUGAUCCAAGUAGAAUUGUCUAUCCCUCGACGCAAAUUUACGAGCAUAUCAUGUUAAGUGGACCCGAUGUCAAAACACUCAAUAUUCUGGAAGUUCCAAUUGAACAGGUUGUUCCUGAACCGAUUCCUGUGUUUAAUCCUGCGAACUUCUUUCCUCAGGGCCAGAUGCCAUUCCAAAGUCCUGGUCCUCAGCCCGGGCAGCCCGCUCCAAUGCAGUCCCCUGUGCCGCAAAUUCCACAGCCAGUCUCGCAUUUUGCCGCACCGCAGGCACAGCCAUCACUGCAGCCUGCAGCUCAGCAGCAACAGACACAACACGUCCAGCAGGCAGCAGAACAGGAUCGCGCUCCCACUGAGAAACUGGCAGAACCCAAGUCUCCACAGCCUAUAGGAAACAAAAAUUCGAUUAAGGAGUCGGCUGAAUCCUCUAACUCUGAAGAGCAAAAGAACGCUGCCAAGCAGUCCCAGAGCUCGAAAAAGCCACCAGCUCCAAUUGGAGAUGACUUUGAUUUUGAGUCCAACAAUGCCAAGUUUGAGAAGGAGGCCGAGCUGGAAAAUGCCGAAUCGGCGUUCUACAACAAGAAGUCUUCCUUUUUUGAUAACAUCUCGUCUUCCACGGAACAAUCAGCUUCCGAUAGAAUGAGAUGGCAGGAAGAGAAAAAACUCAACUUGGACACGUUCGGACAAUCCUCUCUUAGGCACAACAGAGGCAGAGGAGGCUACAGAGGCCGCGGAAGAGGUCGUGGAAGAGGAAGAGGGGGCCGUGGGGGGUUCAAAAACCCUGAAUGGGCAUAA